AUGUCUAUAUCCAAGUUAGAUUUCGCCGAACUAACCGACAAGACCCUUAUUUCAGACUAUGUCGCCGCUCAUAAUAUACCUCACACCGUCGCAUUCCAUAGGGACACCUUUGAUUCGUAUAAUCUGCCUGCAAUCACGAAGCGUCUCUUCCCCGCAACAUCCAAUCCUGUUCCGAUUCCAUUACUUGCCAAUCAUGUUUGGGUAGCACAACUCGACGGAAACUGGAGACUUGAGCGGUACUCCACCGCCGAGACAUUUCCUGACCCGCCUGAAGGUGAUGUCGACGACGAUGAUUCGGUUCCCACGUUGAACUAUUACCCGCCUGAUGGCCUUCCAGUCAACUCUAGCGUUGACCUGCCCGACGAGGCCCGCAAGCUAGAAGAUGGGAGGUCAGAGGUUCACAGCGCGCUGGCGGAGCUGAGGACGGCGGUCUCAAAAGCCGCCCUCCUAUACACGCAGGCCAGCCUAGCUCUAGAAGAGGAGAGCGCGAAGACUGCGUCGCUCAUGACGUUUGUUACAAGCAUCUGUGGGAAGGCGCACGUGGAGAAGAUCAUGCGGAUAGUGAAUUUGGUAGAUACCAAUGAUGAUGCUAGCGAUCAAGAGAGUGGCGGCGAGUCUGGUGGCAACAUCAAAAGUAGCAAUAAUUUCACGCAGAAAAAGAUCUAG
Messenger RNA from Guyanagaster necrorhizus, 666 nucleotides. RefSeq lists its product as uncharacterized. Bases 1 to 666 code for a protein of 221 amino acids. NCBI's taxonomy places the organism in Eukaryota, Fungi, Basidiomycota, Agaricomycetes, Agaricales, Physalacriaceae. The record is from RefSeq and is a predicted model, not a curated record. The transcript is spliced from 2 exons.